UGACAUCAAUAGUGAGCACAGGACCCAAGAAACUAAUGAUGACUCUUCACAGUCAUGCUGACAACUCACAUGGAAAUGAACGAACGUUCUGUGGGACAGGACAGGACCUUGGAGACCAUGGUUCCUGGUCUCUGGCCAGCUCAGCUCUGCUGUGCCCUUGGAUCCCUCAGAGCCCCUGACGCCUUCUGCCCUUCUGUGGCCCAACUGGGAAGGACCAGAAUCAGUGAAAAACCAGAGAUUUCCUCCUCAUACUCUACUGACAAGUUACAAGAGGACAUCCCCCAGGUCAUCUGGGAGGGGCCCAGGUCUGAAUUUAUGGGUCACAUCUGCCCCACCCAGCAGCCUAGACACAGAGGCCCCCUAUACCAGUGUGCCUGUGCCGGAGAUCCUGAUGAUUACCUGGAAAAUCUCUCUGGGCAGGCCUGCCAGAGCGGAGCCCAGCUGAAGUGUGCCCCACCCACAGUAUGGAAGACUCCUAGGAACAGAGAGGGCCCUGUGGUCUCCUAUGAGCUGACUCAGCCUUCCUCAGUGUCGGUGUCUCUGGGAGAGACGGCCAGGAUGACGUGUCAGGGAGACAACAUUGGUAAUAAAUACGCUGGCUGGUACCAGCAGAAGCCAGGCCAGGCCCCUGUGUCUGUUAUUUAUGAUAACAACAAGCGGCCCUCAGGGAUCCCUGACCGGUUCUCUGGCUCCAACUCGGGGAACACGGCCACCCUGACCAUCAGCGGGACCCAGGCCGAGGACGAGGCUGACUAUUACUGUCAGGUGUGGGACAGCAAUAGUAAACAUCCACAGUGA
Messenger RNA from Talpa occidentalis (Iberian mole), 798 nucleotides. RefSeq lists its product as uncharacterized. NCBI's taxonomy places the organism in Eukaryota, Metazoa, Chordata, Mammalia, Eulipotyphla, Talpidae. The coding region runs from base 55 to 798 and encodes 247 amino acids. The transcript is spliced from 5 exons. The record is from RefSeq and is a predicted model, not a curated record. Gene Ontology annotation, biological process: immunoglobulin production; immune response.